Molecule: messenger RNA, 507 nt
Organism: Menidia menidia (Atlantic silverside)
Lineage: Eukaryota; Metazoa; Chordata; Actinopteri; Atheriniformes; Atherinopsidae
Source: the annotation of a GenBank genome assembly
AUGAGAAACCUUCUGAGUAAAAAGUGGAAGGAUUUAGUCUCUUUGGGCUUAAAUGAAAAGUUCAGCUGUGCCAGCAGGAGCUCAGAUACACAAAGGCCAAAGAAGCUGAGACUCUGGGAGGAAAAGAAGGAGAAACCAUCUGAGACCAUCCCUCAGAGCCACACACACUCACCUGGAUGGGGAGGAGCUACGUCCAGAUGGAUGGUGAAGAUAAAGUUCCUGUUCCCAUCAGUGGAACACUUCAAAGAGAACCAGACCUCCAUCUGCGCAAGAAACUACCAGAACCAAAGCACCAGACCAGAACCAAGGAACUACCAGAACCAAAGCACCAGACCAGAACCAAGAAACUACCAGAACCAAAGCACCAGGUACAGAACCAAGAAACUACCAGAACCAAAGCACCAGGGCAGAAAAUCAACAGCUGAAGCUGGACAGAAGGCCUGGAUGACCUGUGGAGCUGGAGAGGAGAGAACCAUCCCAGCUUUAGAGCGCUCAGACCUGAUCUGA